Molecule: messenger RNA, 1320 nt
Organism: Trichophyton verrucosum HKI 0517
Lineage: Eukaryota; Fungi; Ascomycota; Eurotiomycetes; Onygenales; Arthrodermataceae
Exons: 1
Molecular function (GO): oxidoreductase activity
Source: RefSeq, a predicted model, not a curated record
CAAGACGCCUUGUCUCUCAAUGCCGAGGGGGAAACCAUCAAAUCAGAGAAUGGUCAGGAGACUUUCCAUAUCAGCCAUCCAAUGCGAGUCUUUGAUGAUGGCUAUUAUAAGUAUAUGACGCUCAUGUAUAAGCAUCUCGGCAUCGAGUGUGAUCCUCUCAAGUUCCUCUUCAGCUACUCCUUCAUACCCAAGGCAAUUCCGAGUCCAGAGGCCCAAUCGGACCAGGCCCAGGAGGAACUGGCUCAGCCCAAAGUAACAUUCCUCUAUUCUUCAAACAACCACCGUCUCCCUCCUCUUCGUCCUGGUGGGCAGGGCUUCCUCUCGUGGCUCUGGGAGCUCAUCUAUGUUGCUUUCUUCUUCGGUUGGUUUUCCCUCGCCUGUUUCUGGAUAGAUGCCCGCAAGGAUGACCAGCCAGAGACCCUGGAGGAAUACUUCAACCGUGUCCGUCUCCCACGGCACUUUGUGUAUCGGUACAUCCUGCCUCCGUUCGCUACUUUGUCGACAUGCAACCAUGCCGAAAUGCUCAGCUUUCCGGCCCAUGACAUAGUACAGUAUGUUCGGCGCACAUAUAGAGCACCGCACUACCUCGUCCGUGAAGGAACCCAGGUAGUCGAAGAUACCCUCUCAAAGGGCCUGAACAUCCGUCUUGGUGCCCGCGUCACCUCCGUCCGUCCAACCGGCUCUUCGGUCAUGGUAUGCUGGGACUCAACAUCCUCUGCCUCCGAGCUCGCCGGUGAAAAGAUACCGCCCAUGUCCAGCUGUCAGAGAAAAUUUGACCGUGUCAUCCUGGCCGUGCCGCCAAAUAUAGUGGGAGCCAUCUUUGAACCGCUCCGGGAAGAAACCUCUCUCUUGCCCACGAGAUCGGUCGAAUCCCUAAUCCACACGGAUGCUUCCACCUUGCCAAAUAUCUAUUCAGAGCCGGUCAAGGCACAAACAACGUCCAGGGAAGAAGUGGAAUGGGGCCAUUUCCGCUCCACGGUCGAAUCAACGGAGUCCAUACAUGAACACCCUUCGUCAUACAUAAUAACAACCUGCCCCAUAUUACCCAUUGACCCCAGCAAGGUUGUGCGCCGUUCAUAUUUCACCCGAACAUUACGCACCCCUCAAAGCAGGGCAGUAGUCAAUCGUAUCUUUGACAAGUCAGCCACCCCUGAUGGACAAGCCACAGAAAAGCCUGCUGGGUGGCGGAAUGGAGACGGAAAUGUGUUUCUCGUCGGCAGCUGGUGCUGGGAUGGAAUGGUGCUCCUGGAAGGAUGUGUUGUAUCUGCCAUGCGUGCUGCCGAGGAUUUCGGUGUCAGAGUGCCUUGGGCCCAAUCCUGA